CCGGGAACCCAGCCUCCUGUCUGAGGCGCUGAGCCCGAUGAUGGGGGAACGGCAGAGCCACGUCAACAGCCUCUUCCUCAACGAGGGGUCCUCCAAGCGCCUUGGGAUGGGCAGCCGGGGACAGCGCUUCCAUCAUGCCUGGGAGAAGCGAGCCGCCGGAGCCCGAAAGCAGAUGUACGCCAUCACCAGGGAGAGCGUCAAGAUCUUCUUCCAGAGACACGCGUUCGUCCUGCUGACCGUCUCAUCCGUUCUGUUGGGGAUCACGCUGGCCAUGGCCCUCCGGCCCUACAGAAUGACCUUCCGCCAGAUCAAGUACUUCUCCUUCCCAGGAGAGCUGCUCAUGCGGAUGCUCCAGAUGUUGGUGCUUCCGCUCAUCGUCUCCAGCCUCAUCACAGGGAUGGCUUCGCUGGAUGGCCGGGCCUCUGGGAAGAUGGGCAUGCGAGCCGUCGUCUAUUACAUGCUGACCACCAUCAUCGCCGUCUUCAUUGGGAUCUUUAUGGUCCUCAUCAUCCACCCCGGGAAAGGCGGCAAAGGCCGAGGCCAGCAGGAGGGAAAGGUGGAGCAAGUCCACACCACGGAUGCCUUCCUGGAUCUCAUCCGGAACAUGUUCCCGCCCAACCUUGUGGAGGCAUGCUUCAGGCAGUAUAAAACCCAGUACAGCGUCAGAGUCGUCAACCGGACCCUCGUGGGCCCCGGCAGCACGGUUGCGCCGCUCCCGCCCAACAACGGCAGCAGCUCCUCGCCUCUCCCCCUUCCCGAGAAUGGCACGGGCGUCUGGCACAAUGUCACCCAAGCCCUGGGCAGCCUGCCGGAGUUGCUGAGCUUCGAGGAGGUGGUGCCGGUCCCCGGCUCGGUCAACGGGGUCAACGCGCUGGGCCUGGUGGUCUUCUCCAUCUGCUUCGGCCUGGUGAUCGGCAGCAUGAAGCAGAAGGGCCACGCCCUGCGGGAGUUCUUCGACGGCCUCAACGAAGCCAUCUUGCGCAUGGUGGCCGUCAUCAUCUGGUGA
Molecule: messenger RNA, 1006 nt
Organism: Euleptes europaea (tarantolino)
Lineage: Eukaryota; Metazoa; Chordata; Lepidosauria; Squamata; Sphaerodactylidae
Product: excitatory amino acid transporter 4-like
Exons: 5
Coding region: 38-1006 (322 amino acids)
Biological process (GO): L-glutamate transmembrane transport
Cellular component (GO): plasma membrane
Molecular function (GO): L-glutamate transmembrane transporter activity; glutamate:sodium symporter activity; neutral L-amino acid transmembrane transporter activity
Source: RefSeq, a predicted model, not a curated record